CCCGCGGGCGACGGCAGCAGCUCCGGGCGUCCCGGCUCCCCGCGCUGCCGCCGGCGGCCCCAGCUGCGCCCGCCCCGCCUAAGUUCCUCGCCGUGGCCGGGCCGGGGCGGCGGGAGCGGGUCUCCCCGCAGGGAGGAAGGCGGCCGCCUUCCGGGCCGGGAGAGCCGCCUCCCGCGGGAGCGCACGAAGCCGGAGCCGCCGCCCAGCAGGAAUUCCUUGGAGCCUGCCCUGGGAAUGGACAGCCACCUCCAUUUUUGGAGGAGAGUAGUACCAAUUGAAGAGGCCUUUAAGGCAAGUCAAAAAGUGUGCUGAUACUCUUAGAAGAGUAAAGGGAAGAGACAAUCUUCUAGGCCAACAGCCAUGCCUUUCGGGCUGAAACUACGACGGACCAGACGCUAUAAUGUCUUGAGCAAGAACUGCUUUGUGACACGGAUCCGUCUGCUGGACAGCAAUGUCAUCGAGUGCACUCUCUCUGUGGAGAGCACAGGGCAGGAGUGCUUGGAAGCUGUUGCUCAGAGGCUGGAAUUACGUGAGACACACUACUUUGGCCUUUGGUUUCUCAGCAAGAGCCAGCAAGCCCGCUGGGUUGAACUGGAAAAGCCUCUGAAGAAGCAGCUGGACAAAUUUGCCAAUGAGCCUUUGCUUUUCUUUGGGGUAAUGUUCUAUGUGCCCAGCGUUUCCAGACUGCAACAGGAGGUAACAAGAUAUCAGUAUUACCUACAAGUGAAAAAGGACAUUCUUGAUGGCCGAUUGCGUUCUUCACUGGAACAGGGAAUUCGACUAGCUGCUUUAGCAGUGCAAGCGGAUUUUGGAGACUAUCAUCAGUUUGAAUCUCAUGACUUCCUCCGAGAGUAUGUCUUGUUUCCUAUGGACUGGACCCAGGAUGAAGCUGUCCUGGAGGAACUGACUCAAAAGGUUGCACAGGAACACCGAACACACAGUGGCAUUACAGCAGCAGAGGCUGAGCUAAUGUACAUCAAUGAAGUGGAACGCCUUGAUGGGUUUGGACAGGAACUGUUCCCUGUGAAGGAUAAUCAUGGAAAUGACAUACACCUCGGUAUUUUCUUCAUGGGAAUCUUCAUAAAAAACAGAAUUGGAAGGACAACUGUGAUCUAUAGGUGGAAUGACAUUGGGAAUAUUGCACAUAACAAGUCUUCAAUUAUUCUAGAGCUGAUCAACAAAGAGGAGAAUGUGCUCUUUCACACAGAUGAUCUUGAAAAUGCUAAAUAUAUCUCACGAUUGUUUGCAGCAAGACAUAAGUUUUACAAACAGAACAAAAUCUGCACAGAACAAUCAAGUUCUCCUCCCCCUAUCCGACGACGGCCCACUUGGAGUAGAUCAUCUUUGCCUAGACAACAUCCAUUUAUACUGCCUCCUAUGCAUGUCCAGUGUGGAGAUCACUACACUGAAACACAUAAUUCACAAGACAGCAUUUUUCAUGGAAAUGAAGAAACCUUCUACUGUAGGUCUCAGACCAGCUUGGACAGGUGUCCAGUGGACUUCAGUUACUUGAAUGGUAAUGGACCCAAUGGGAGCGUAUGCAGCGCACACAGCAUGAACUCCCUGAAUCGCUCACAGAACUUCAUUCAGGCAUCUCCAAUGUCCUCAAACCUGAGCAUCCCUGGAAGUGACAUCAUGAGAGCAGACUAUAUCCCCAGCCACAGACAUAGUGCAAUCAUAGUCCCGUCGUACCGACCGACUCCAGAUUAUGAAACUGUCAUGAGGCAAAUGAAGAGAGGAGUGAUCCAGAUGGAUAGCCAAAGUCAGUCUUUGAGGAAUCUCAAUAUUGGAAACACGCAUGCUUACAACCAGCCAGAAGACCUAGUUUACAGUCAACCUGAGAUUCGAGAGAGGCAUCCUUAUACGGUCACUUACGGGCCUCAGGGUGGUAGCUACAACAAGCCUGUUACGCCCUCUGACCAAAUGAACCCUAACAGUGCUGUGCAGAAUAAGACAGCGGCCAGUGCCAUAUCACACACGGUCAGCACACCGGAACUGGCUAACAUGCAGCUGCAGAGCAGCCAGAAUUACAAUACUGCUCAUAUGUUAAAGAACUAUCUCUUCAGACCCCCGCCUCCGUACCCGCGCCCACGUCCUGCCACCAGCACACCUGACCUUGCAAGCCACCGGCACAAGUAUGUCAGCGGGAGCAGCCCUGACCUGGUCACACGUAAAGUGCAGCUCUCGGUAAAGACGUUCCAAGAGGACAGCUCGCCGGUCGUCCGCCAGUCGCUGCAGGAGGUCAGCGAACCCCUCCUGGCAGUGAAGCACCAUGCGGCUGUGAACAAGCGCCACAGCUUGGAAGUCAUCAGCAAUAUGGUACGUGGUAUAGAAGCCAUGGCGUUAAAAACUUUAAACGCUCCUCUGCCGCGCAGGAACACCUUGCGGGAGCAGGUGCAGCCGGAAGAGUCGGUUCAGAUGGGGCAUGAAGUUCAACAGGUUCUUCAUUACCAUCACAAAAAGACCUUCUCUGAUGCCACAAUGCUGAUACACAGCAGCGAAAGUGAAGAGGAAGAAGAAACCGCAAAGUCUGUGUCACAGAUAAGAGCCCUCCAUGAGAACAUGAAGUACAGUGCUCAGUUGCAAGCUGCCUUGGCUAGAAUACCAAAUAAACCUCCUCCAGAAUAUCCCGGGCCUCGUAAAAGCGUCAGCAACGGAGCCUUGAGGCAGGACCAUAUUAGUGCUUCCGUGGCCGCAGCCAGGGCCAAGGCCAUGAGGCCAGGGCCUUCCAAGGCCAUCAGUGUGUCUCGGACAGAUCAAGUGGCAAUAAAUGGGUCCUCGCUCGGGCCCUCUAUCUCAGAGCCUGACCUGACAAGUGUAAAGGAGAGGGUGAAGAAAGAACCUGUCAAGGAAAGACCUGUGUCUGAAAUGUUCUCUAUAGAGGACAGCAUUAUAGAGAGAGAAAUCAUGAUAAGGAAUCUAGAAAAGCAGAAGAUGGCAGGCCUGGAGGCCCAGAAGAGGCCCUUGAUGUUGGCAGCACUGAAUGGACUUUCGGUUGCUAGGGUUCCAGUGCCGGAGGACAGCCAGGAUGAAGUAGCCAAGGUGCCAAUGGAUGAGAGGUGCAAAAUCUUGAAGAGGAAGUUGGAAGAGGGGAUGGUGUUUACAGAAUAUGAGCAGAUUCCAAAGAAGAAGGCAGAUGGGAUCUUCACCACUGCUGUCUUGCCUGAAAACACUGAGCGCAACCGCAUCAGGGAAGUUGUUCCUUAUGAGGAGAACCGAGUGGAGCUGGUGCCGACCAAAGAAAAUAACACAGGCUAUAUCAAUGCUUCACAUAUAAAGGUUACCGUAGGCGGAGAGGAGUGGCACUACAUUGCUACCCAAGGACCUCUGCCACACACGUGCCAUGACUUCUGGCAGAUGGUAUGGGAACAGGGGGUGAAUGUUAUAGCCAUGGUCACAGCUGAAGAGGAGGGAGGAAGAAGUAAGAGUCAUCGUUAUUGGCCUAAACUGGGCUCUAAGCACAGCUCAGCCACUUAUGGGAAGUUCAAGGUGACAACCAAGUUCCGCACAGACUCCGGCUGCUAUGCAACCACUGGUCUGAAGGUCAAGCAUCUGCUUUCUGGAGAUGAGAAGACAGUGUGGCAUUUGCAGUAUACUGAUUGGCCAGACCAUGGAUGUCCAGAUGAAGUUCAAGGCUUUUUAUCUUACUUAGAGGAGAUACAGUCAGUGCGUCGCCACACCAACAGCGUGCUGGACAGCAGCAACAACUGCAACCCUCCUAUCGUGGUUCACUGCAGUGCAGGGGUAGGAAGGACUGGAGUGGUUAUCCUAACAGAGCUGAUGAUUGGGUGCUUGGAGCAUAAUGAAAAAGUGGAUGUCCCUGUGAUGCUGAGACACCUGCGGGAGCAGAGAAUGUUUAUGAUCCAGACCAUAGCCCAGUACAAAUUUGUCUAUCAAGUGCUCAUCCAGUUCCUGCAAAACUCGAGACUUAUUUAAUCUCUUCAAACAUCUCAGAGCCAGCUUUGUGGAUCUGACUGAACCUUUCUGAUGAAUGAGGGGAACUGCCUUGACAACACAGCGUGCAAUCUGUGUUGCACUUUUUAAAGCUGUCUUGAAAGUAAGGAAUUUGUUCUUUACUAGAGUCUCCCAUGGAUUAUUUUAUAGAAGAUAUAAUUUAUUUUUCUUAGAAUAAUUUGUGAAUUACUUUAGUAACUUUUAAAACUUAUGGUGAGCUUCAAAUUGAACUAUAUUUGACAUGACUGGUCUGCAUUGUAACAUGUUCGUAGGGAAAGCAAUCCUUCGUAAAUGUAGAAUACUGGCUUUAUUUUACUACACAAUUUCUGAAAUGAACAGUUAUUUGGCAGCAGGCUUCUUCUUACAUAAGAACAUUCUGACCCAGAUGUGUAGCUUCUAUGAUUUAAAAAGAAAAAGGACAGACCUGCUAGAUGUCAAGUACAGUUCUAUAUGAAUGGAAGCGGAGGACACGCCGUCCUGGGACAGGGAGACCUAAGCCUCUGCAUAUGCAGGGCACAUUACAGAGGGCUCAAGCACAGGCUGUUGUGAGGGCAGAGAAUUUGGGUGCUGAACUGUUCAAAUUCCGUGAGAAUUGCAGUUUUAGAUCAGUCCUUAAAAAAGCAAUAUUGGAUCUUUUAAAUUAAGCCUUUGCUAUUUGUGGUCCUUCAAGGGAUUUGUGUAAGAGUUGAAGCAGUAUUAGAAAACUGACCAAGAGCAGGGUGAGACUUGCAUCUUUCCUGUAGAUAUGGGUUGAGCAGUAGAGGGGUUUCAACUACAUGCAGCUGAAAAAAAAUAUAUGUAUUAGAUGAAGCAUCUUUUACGAAUUGCACAGAAACUUUUAUUGCCUUGAUGGUCACCUUGUGUGGAAAAGGAAUCAAAUUCAAAUUGGACAUCUCCAGUCACGUGUCUUUGUUUCCUGUGGUUUCCUUGCUGUAGUUGUUGUAUUUUCUAGUCCACUGACCUUUGUAAAAAUGAUCAAUACUGUUUUUAUUCUGUCCAGCAGUGACUGUUGAGGGCUUUAGGUUAGAGUCUGCCUUGAUUGUUUCCCCAUCACCAUCUUGUGAUUUGUGCAUGUACCAAGCAGUUUUUUGGUAUUGUUAGGGUGUUUUUUGUAUUAAAUUGCACAAACCAUC
Tympanuchus pallidicinctus (lesser prairie-chicken) is the source of this 5087-nucleotide messenger RNA. It is a transcript of the gene PTPN14, whose product is annotated as protein tyrosine phosphatase non-receptor type 14. The record is from RefSeq and is a predicted model, not a curated record. Gene Ontology annotation, biological process: protein dephosphorylation; lymphangiogenesis. Gene Ontology annotation, molecular function: protein tyrosine phosphatase activity. Gene Ontology annotation, cellular component: cytoskeleton. The transcript is spliced from 19 exons. NCBI's taxonomy places the organism in Eukaryota, Metazoa, Chordata, Aves, Galliformes, Phasianidae. The coding region runs from base 361 to 3936 and encodes 1191 amino acids.